Caenorhabditis remanei is the source of this 1539-nucleotide messenger RNA. RefSeq lists its product as uncharacterized. The coding region runs from base 1 to 1539 and encodes 512 amino acids. The record is from RefSeq and is a predicted model, not a curated record. Gene Ontology annotation, molecular function: microtubule binding. Lineage: Eukaryota; Metazoa; Nematoda; Chromadorea; Rhabditida; Rhabditidae. Gene Ontology annotation, biological process: mitotic spindle assembly; regulation of mitotic cytokinesis; mitotic cytokinesis. The transcript has 8 exons. Gene Ontology annotation, cellular component: astral microtubule.
AUGGGCGACUAUCAACUUCAUCAAUCUCGAAAUCUGAGCGUCAACCAGACACUCGAUGAAAUCUUGGGAAUCACUCGGAAAACUGAGAGCACAUCGUCAUCGAGUAACUCAAAUAGUAUCGAGAAGAAUGCAUUGAAUUCUCCGAUUCGACCGCCGACGAGACAUGGAAGAGAAUCUGCUGGAAGUAAUGAAGAGAAUAAGGAUCCCGUACAGACAGAAAACACUGGAAAUCUCCAACCAUUCAGUUUUCUAACAUCCACAUCUACGUCAACAACGCCAACAGGCUCAUCUCGAAGACAUUCUGAUGAUGAUUUUAUCAAAAAACUAAAUGAUAUAAGACGUCGCUCAUUGAUAUCUACAAUUGAUAUGCCCUCAAUGUCUUCCACAAAUAGUUUCGUCAGUUCAAUUCCAAUUCAUCCAGAUUCUCCAAAACGAGAAACACGCCCUCGACUGGAAAUCCACGUGGAAGAAUCAACAGAAGAAAUACCUCCGUCAGCAACUCAAACACCAGUGAAACAUAUCAAUUUCUCUGAAACAACAUUGGGAACAAGUUCAGAACAAGAAGAUCCAAGUUUGACAUUUCGAAUUGAUUCAAAUGAAGAAGAAGAGCCGAAAAAAGAACCGAAAGAAGAGAUUCAGAGGCCAAAAAGUGGGAAGAAGAUGGAACAAAAAAGUGAAGUAGCCGACCAGAAAGAGAAACCAAGAACACCAGGAAAUGAGAAAAAAGAGAGUGAUAUGAUGCAGAUGUCUAUGUUUCAUUCAAAGGUGAAUAGGACAUCGGAUGCUCAUCACAAAGAAUGGUUACAGAAGAAAGAAAAAGAGAUAAAAGAGAGAAAAGCAAAAGAAAAAGCGAUGUCAGAACAGAAGGAGGCAGCAGAGAAAGAACGACGAGAAAACUCGAAGAAAUUAUAUCAGAGAUGGGUUCAGGACCACGAUGAAAAAAUGAAAGCUAUGAAAAAAGCGAAACUUCAAAAGGAAAAAGAGAAAUUGGAAAAAGAGAAAUCGUCGAAAGAUCAGAAAUUGAAAGAAGCGGAUAAGAACUAUGAAAUGUGGAAGCGAGAACGAUCAAAAUCGGUGACAGACAUCAAAAAGAAGUUGGAGCAAGAGUCAGAAAAGAAACGAAAAGCAGAAGAAGAUGCGAGAAAUGAGAAGAUAAAAGAGGCAAAGGCAGCUUUCUUGGCAUGGAAAGCCAAGAAGGAAGAGUUUCUGAGUGAAGAGGCGAGAAAAUUGAGAAAAGAAGAGAAAGAAAAGUUGGAAGAAGAGAAGAAGGAAAUCGAAUUGAAACGGUUGGAAUUGGCGAAUGAAGCAUACGAAACGUGGAUUCAAUUGAAAGAAUCUGAAAGAGAAAUGUUCGCGGAUUGUGUUCUCAUCGAGGCACCGCCCAUCCCGUGGAUUCCACCGAGCAAUUUGGUUCCGAGACAAUUUCUGAGAUCUGCCAACGGGAGCCGCCAACGAACACGCUCUCAAUCAGCCAAAUCCGUUGCUAAACGUUCUCGAAGCCGUCCUGCAACUACCACAUCUUUAAGACCUUUCCGAUAA